GUUAACGGAUUCGAACGGCUUGUACGCCUACUUUGGAAACCAAAAUCGGUUCAGACGAAAAUCGACAUGGAUUUAUCCCUAGAAAUCUCUUCUGCUCUGCGACUUUUGGGAAAUUCCACGAAUUUUGGUCAGGCUGAAUUCAAGAAAGUCCUCCAGAAAGCCACUGAUGAUUUAAUUAACUCUGGGAAGGUGCCUGUAACAUCUACUGGAAGUGGAGCUUGUGAUGGUACAAUUGCCAGAAGUCAUGCUGCCUUAGCAACUCUUUUCAUUGAGGCUGUGAAAUCAAAUCAGGAUGGAACGAUCGUCACCUCAACCCUGGAGGACUUCAAUUGGCCAGCAGAACGUAUCUCAGAAACAGUCAAAGAACUGGAUUCUUGCAGAGAGAGAAUACGGUCAAAACUUGCAUCAGUUGGCACUUAUCCUCCUCACAUUGUUGAUGUGGACUGGAAGCUGGAUUACCAUGUCCGGGUAAUGAGCAGCGCAGGAGAGGAAGGCGGGGGAGCCUUUUACCUGAUAACACUCCACACGGAAGAGAGUGAUGGCCGACGGGGGAAAGUGACCUUCUCAUGCUCCCUGGCGCAGCUUUCCCACCUGGUCACGCAGCUUCGACAGGCAUCCCGUUGUAUCCAAAAAUAUGCCAAUAACAGUUGAUCAAAUUCCAUAUUUAAUUGUUUUUCUUCUCUGUCUUAUGAUGGUUGCACUUGCUCAGUCAGGAUAAUUUUUGGUGCUUAUGACCUCCACCAUUUGCCUUUAUAAAGAGUAUAUGUUGUAUAUUUAUAUAUAUCCAUGCAAAAGAUAAUCCAAUGUCUUUUGGUAAAAAAAGUGAUUUUCUGAAAAAAAGGUUAUUAUAUUUUGUCAAUUGCAAUGUGUAAUGAUUGGAGAGUUCUAGUUUGAUACAAAAGUUUUUCUAUGAAAUGAUUAAUAUGAUGAGAUUAGUUUUCUACAUUAUUUGUGAGGUAGCUUAUACACACUAAUACUCCAGUUGUUUCUUAAUUGAUAAGUGAUCUUUUGUGUCAGUAUUAUUUAUAAUUUUUUUCCGUGAUUAUGAACAGAUGCCUCACUUUAUAUUCCUGACAUAUACUCAGGGAGAAGGUAUUAUUAUUGAUAUUGUUAUCAUCAUUAUCAUCGUUAUUGUUUUUUUGGAUGAACAUUAUUUCAUUAUUUUGCAUAAUUUUCCCAGUCACAUGGUUCUGAGCUUUGUAAAGUAUCUUUGUAAGUUAACUUGAUAUUCUGUCAGAUAUUUCUCACUAUGUGUGCACUUGUGUUACUCGGCAGUGUGACAAAAUAAAUGUGUCUGUGAUAUGUGAUAAUUCCUUGCUGUAUUGUGGCAUAUAAGCAAGGGAGAAAGUUUGUUUAAUUGGUAUGAAUUCUAGAAUUUUAAAAUGUUCCAAAAGCUCAUACAUGUGCCAAAUAUAGUGAUGUGAUAGUUCCGUUUUCUAUUGUCUCUGUCUCUAGCAAUCCACUUCAUUCAUGUUUAAGGGAGUACAAGCAAGUCCUACUUGAAAAGUCUUCUGUUGCAGUUUUCCUAUAGCUAGUGCCUAUUGUGUAAGCACAUAGUGAUGCCAUAAUGAUUACGAUUUAUUUGAAUAUUAGAUGUAAGAAAAGGAAUAAUUUUUGUUCUCCAUUGCCUUACUUUCUCAUACUUUUAUCCUGCACUAUUCCUCAAGCUAGCCGACUCUCUUCUUGGCACUGCUUAAGUCAUGUAUAUAGUAGGAUGUACUUGUAGAUAUUAGAAUAAGUUUGUGCACCCUGUAUGUCCUAAAUCUUUUAGCUAAAACUCCAGGAAAAGUCUGAAGUAUGUGAAAAGGAACAUAUUAAUCCCCUGACUGCCUUAGGACACAGAAAGUGUACUGACUUUUGUUUAAGGAUCCUUCAAAUGGACUGUUAUCUUAUUUCUUUUAUGGUUUAUAGUUGAUUGUUAUAGCAUGUAGACCUCCAAAAAAUUGCUUAAUUUCUUUUA
Penaeus vannamei (Pacific white shrimp) is the source of this 1960-nucleotide messenger RNA. RefSeq names its product COMM domain-containing protein 3. Gene Ontology annotation, biological process: sodium ion transport. The record is from RefSeq and is a predicted model, not a curated record. Lineage: Eukaryota; Metazoa; Arthropoda; Malacostraca; Decapoda; Penaeidae.